Zootermopsis nevadensis is the source of this 7413-nucleotide messenger RNA. Lineage: Eukaryota; Metazoa; Arthropoda; Insecta; Blattodea; Termopsidae. The record is from RefSeq and is a predicted model, not a curated record.
CUUCAUUCAUCCUUCAAGGUAAAAUACCAUGUUUCAUGACCAUACAAGACAACAGGCAAAAUUGUUUUAUGUAUCCUAUAUUUUGCUGUUGUUGAUCUCGUAUUAUACCCAUGUCUUCUGUUCUGUCUACAUUUACUUCUAGGCAUAUUUCCCUGUUAGCAUGCAGGAGAGUUUCCACAUUCUUGGUUCUGGUACCCACACCAUCCCCCAGCAAACUGACAUCACCAUGGACAAGUAUUUGGUGCACACCAUUUAAUUUGAGCCCUUCCUGAUGACAUGAUCUAGAGCAAAAUCAAAAACCAUUGGGGAUAGAGCAUCCCCCUGUUUUAGGCCAUUGUGCACUGGGAAUGGAUCUGACAGAAGAUUACCUACACGAGCUCUACUAGAUACCCCAGCCUUACACAUCUUAACUAAUGCAACAAGUUUCUUUGGUAUUCCAAAUUCAAUCAAAAUGCCACACUACCUCUCUUAAAACUGAGUCACAUGCCUUCCCGUAGUCCGCAAAUAGGUGGUGCCCCAUUAUACUCCGACUUUUUCUCUAAUAUUUGUUGAAUGCAAAUGAUCUGCCACCCAUUGUGUCGAACAGCUGAAACGCACAAUGGGAUUACUGCUACAGGAAGCGAUCCAUCUGGCCCAAAGGAGCAAAAUGGACUCUAUUUAAUGGAGAACUACAAUACAAAUUUUAACAUAGUGCCACCAUGCCCUAACGGCGACGGAUCGAGGAGAAGUGUGGACUGAAUUCUUAAAUAUUAUUUGGAUACAGCUUCAAAGGGUUAAAGAGGAUCAUGGAAACCCAGCCUUCACAGUGUGAAUCAUGACCCAUGUGUUAACCAUUCGUUUAGGAUAUCAAAUUAUACUGAAUAUGGGUGCAUAAUACUUCAAGAUGUAUAGAGUCACUCAGAACUUUGUGACUGCGAUUACAGAUGAGAUUGCCCUGGAGGGAUUGGAUGGUAUUACAUUGGAAGGUUUGUGGACUCGCUUGUCUCAUAGACCAAACUUUACAUGUGCAGUGGAUGAUAACAGCAAAGCUUACUUAUGGAACGUAAUCAGACAGUUGGGUGAUAUUGAGAUGUAUGAACUUCCAACUCCAAGGAAAUCUCUUGUUGUGUUCAACCGCUACGAUAAUGUUGAUCCAGAGCUUGGGAUGAUUUUAGAACCAAGAUUUGUCCCAGAGGACAUCUAUCCACAUUGUCCAAUAGAGGAUAAUGUAAAGAAGAUCAGGGGAUCCUGUUCAACGUACAGUCAACGCAUUAAUGUAACUCGGAUUACAAGGAAACUUACCUUAGACCAAGCUGUUGAGCGGUGGGGUGCCAAGUUGGUACUUGUAGCCUCACAAGAUGCAAGAAACAUUGCGCUGAUGGGUCUCAAUGUUAACCCUGGUUUAGAACUGACUGUCAUGCAGUAUUGUGUUUUGGAGAGAAUUGGCCGUUCCCGUUAUAUGGGGGAGGUGACCCAAGGCAAGGUCAGCUUGCAGCUUGUUGGAGAGGAUCCAAAAGUGUUGUUCUAUCAUCGAAAAUAUCUGAUGAAAUACAAACUUAUUGUGAAACAGGUUCACCAACAGAAGUCAGGUACCCAGAAUUGUACUGGGAGUUUGCUGCAUCUUCCAAGAUUCCGAGUGGAUCGUAAACCAAAAGCUUUGUUUCUCACUGAGAGAGUUAUUGAGAUCCUUAAAACUCGUGUGAAUUUCAUAGCAGAAUAUGAAGAAAUACGUAAAGAACUGGGCCUAUCAAAUUCAUUAAAAAAGUUGUUCAAAACAUUUGAUUUUCAGCGUUAUGUGAAGACAGACCUGCGGUUGCCAUACCGUCACCUAUAUCCAUCUGCCAGCAUCUCAGAAUGGAAGCAGAAGGGCAGUGACAAAGAAAAGAGGAUUCGGGUAAUUCAGUUAAUCAAUCCGGACAUGGAUGUGCGCGAAAUAUGGACCAAGGAUGAUGAGAUAGAAGAAGAAGAUGAUACUGCAGCAGGUUUAUUGAAUACAAGUGAAUUGCUUCUUGAUCGGCCCAUUCUGUCACAAGCAUUCAAUAUUGUGGAGAAUUCUGGUCCAGAGGGCACAAGUCAGAUGGAGUUAAGUGUUAAAAUGGGUGUAUCUAAACUUCAGGCCAGAACAUUGUGCCGUAACCUGCAGAAGAAAGGCGUUGUUUCAACAAUCAUGAAUGACGUUGGCAGGCAGAGGGUGUGUAGGUACAUGUCCAAGAAAUUUGUAAAGGAAGGCAAAAUGAAUGUUGAGUUUAUGCGGGAGAAGGAAAAGAUGCUGAACCUUGUUGGACGGAAAAGGAAUAAGAAGCAGUCGACAAAUAAAGGUAAAUCAAAGAAAAUUUGCACAUCCAAGGAGAAGAAGAAUGUACAUGAGAAGAAGCGUCCUCAUGAAGAAGAAACAACAAGUAGCAGUGGUCAAAAUUUGAAGAGACUGAAAAUUGAUGCUGAUGAGACUGCAAAGGCUUCUACAGGAGGGGAAUUGGUCUCCCAAGAGGAACAAGCUGUUGUGGUUGAACAAAAAAUUGAAACCCAGAUCUUAGAAGAUGUGGAAGAUGUUCUUGGUGUUAAAGAGAGCCAGGCUAGCUUUACUGAGGAACUUCUGAAGAUGGAAUCAUGUAAUAAGGAAACUUCAAACAUCACAUAUAGGAUUCUACGGCGUGCCAAUAUUAUCAUUGAAGCUGUUAGGGCUCAUAAGGUUAUUGAUGACCUCACCAAGCUUAUGAAGCAUAUCAAUGAAGAGGAGGAUAAGGAAGGCUACAAUGUCAAGAUGGAUAAGAAGUCCUUAAUCAGACUCCUGGUGAAGCUUAGCAAAGAUGGCCAUGUGAAGGUUAUCAAGAUUGUAUUGAAAGGCGGUACCAAGGAGAAGAUGUUGAGUUUUGUCUGCGAACCUGACAUUACUACAGAUCACAGCAUAAUCCAGUCUGCAAUUGAACAAGCUAAGAUGAAGUUCUUUAUCCUUGGUAAAGACAGAGUAAUUAAACUUUGCAAUGAAGCAAAAGAAAAGGAAGAUGAGAAUUAUUCAAGUGAAUCUGUGUACAGGAGCAUGAAUGAGCUGAAGUCUAUUACAUCAAACAAGGAUAAGAUAAAAUCACAGGACUUUGUUUAUGAUAGUAGAGUUGGUAAGAAGUAUGGCUUUUCUCCAAAAUUUGUGCGGAUGCAGAUAAUGCACGAGUUUCUCUUUUACCUCAUCUAUGGCUAUGCAGGAAGUGAUAGUGUUGAUCAAGAAGCCACAAUCACUCGCCUGAGGCAAACGGAUAAUUCUGUCACUGAUGAAAUUGUAGCAGAGAUGUCCAAAAUCUACUCUGAAGAUGUGAACUGGAAAAUGUUUGUACCUCCACUUCCUAAACAUGCAGGUUGGCCUCAAGGCUGGGCCAUCAUGUGUGAUCUGCUGUUGCGUUUGCCAUUAUGCAUUUUUGUAAAGGUGUUCAAUGUCUCAUUCAUAAUCCCGGACCUAGAACAUUACUUGAUGCAUCCAAUACGCCGUCAUUAUCUUGUCCGGCAUCUGCCCUCACGCUUACGUAAUACCCUCAUAAUAGCCAGACGUUACAUCUUCAGUAUUCAUGAGGUGAUGCAGCGCCUUUGUUACGUUGGUCUCGUUCAGUUUGGCCCUCAGCGCCUCAAGGAAAAGGAUCAGGUUUUUGUGUUCCUUAACCGCAAGACAACAUUAUUAGACACAACAUCUUCAAGACCAAGCUAUCAUCAGGUGUCGGACGAUAUAAUAUAUACUGAACACAGAUAUGAGUUUCAUACGUUGGGUGAUGUGGACAGAUACUGGUAUGAGAUGUGGAACUUCUGUAUCCAUACACAGUUGGGGGGCCGGAUAUGCGUCACUGGGAAGGACAUAGUGCUGGAAGUGCUGCAGAACAAGCAGGCCAUGAUAGACGCUAUUCAACCCAGAUUUCCAGAAGAGGCUCCCGACCUAGACACUGGGGAAGUGCCAGGAGACAAGAGAGGAGCCGCUGGACUCGACUCUGCGUUCUUCUCUCACCUCAAGAGGAACUGGAACUGGACAAACAACACGGCGUGUAUUACCCCAGUUAAUAACAAUGAUGCAUUACCGGCAGUUAAACCCCGUGUACAUGAACAGAGGAAGGCACGGCUAGCUAGUCUCAAAACUGAACCACUUCAGUUUGGUGAAAUCUUUCAGAAGCCCCAAGAAAAAUCUGCAAACGGAACUUUUCCUGCCAAGAAGAGACGUGGAGGAGGAGGAAGUCGCAGAGCUGUAGCAAAGAAAGACACUCCAGGAGGACGCAAAGGUCCAAAGAAAAAGAAAGUCGUUCGGCAUGUCCUACCGCGCAAGACGAGAAGUGUUCACAAGCCGUAUUAUGAUGAGGUUGAUAUCAAGGCUCUCCAGCUCAUGAGCAAGUUGCGUGUGGAAUGGUCUGCAUCAGAGGACAAUGUGCUGUUGCUCUGCAAGGUUGCCAGCAUGUACUUGUGCCCUGUACCCCGCAAACAGAUUGUCACCUUCCAAAUGAUACGGGAUCAUCUGCAUAAGACAUGUCCUGCUUCUCACAAUAAAACAUCUCGUGCUUGUCAGCGUCGGAUUUUGUACAUGAUGAAGAAUCCAGCUACUGCUCACAGUGUUGCCCUUCACUUGGAGGUUGUGAGACAGGACCCAGUCAUUGUCAAGCAGUUUGAGAAUACAAUUCAAGAGUUACAUAGAAGGACUGACAACACAGAAAAUUUGGAACAAAUGACUGCUGAGAAGUUUAAGACUUUGGUUAGUGUUCUACAGCGUAAAUUUAAUCCUCAACCAUCAGACUACAAAGUGUUGUAUGAGAUAAUCCCAGAGUCACCAGUAGAAUUCAGGAAGGAGUAUGAGUUAUUGUAUCCUCCAGCAACAGUUAAAAGAAAAGGAAGUUUCCAGGACGUGAAAAAUGUGGUGGACAUCUACUGUGCCGUUGUGAAUGCUAUUAUUCAUAGCUCACUCUGUUGUGUUUCGGACAAAACCUCAUACACGUACCAGCUGUUUCAAGUUUACCAGCAGUAUCCUGAUAACCUGCUUCGCUCUGCCAUGGCCAAGAUUCGUUCUGACCAGAUGGUUUCUCUGAAGAAGAGUUACAUACGUCUGAAGCAGAAAACUGGAAACUUCUUGCCCGUGUCAUCAUCUCCUUAUCAGCUUUCUGUGAGCUACAUGUACCAGCUUCAAACAAAAUAUCAGCAUGAGAUUUUCUAUCAGAGCUACUUGAUGGCGAAGAAGGUCUGCACGUGGCUCGCUGAGCACGAUCACGAUGCUGCUACGCCAGGCCUAGAAGCCGUGGUGACAAAUGGUGGUAUGGCAGCUGCCCUCGUCGAGUUGUUCACUCGGAAACAGAUGACUUUUGAGAUAGAAAUUCCAGAGCAAGUCAUCAUUCUAGAUCCCAGAGUGUCAGAAAAGGAUGAAACGUACGCAAGAAUUGUUCAGAGAUACUGUGACAUUCUGCGGACAUACAAAACUGGAAAAGAGCUUGCCACAUCAUCGCUUCUCUUCAAGAAACCGUACUUGGAUCUGAUGGAAGCAGAAGAUGUGCUGUCCAAGGAAGGACACUUGCCAUCAGCAGCAAGAGAUAUGAACGCUGAUCCAGAGGACGGCGACCCGGACGAUGAUGAGCUGGAUGCAGUGGAAGAUCUGGAGGAACAUCCAAGUAAUGUAAACCAGCAGACUGCCAUUGCACGAGCAGCAACAAGAAUAGCCCUCUACAUGAUGCGGGAAGAACUUGGAGAAUCUGACAGAUUAGGAGUGAAACAACAUGCUCAUGAUUUUUUUGUUGUCAACUCAUGCAAAGUGUAUUGUAAGGUGAAGGUUUCUGCUUCCAGUGACACAAAUAUGAAUGGCAUUUCAGAAGUAGAGAACACUGCAUCUACUGAAAGUGUGGACAAUCAAGGUCACUUAAAAAUGGAUGUAAUUCAGAGGAAAGUAAGCUCUGACAAGUGGUGUGAAGGGAUUCAAAGUGGAGCUGUUUUAAGCGGAGAAGCAUGCUGCAGUAAACAGCAAGCAGAUGUGGCAGGUAGAAACCAAGGUGAUAUCAGUUCUCCAAGCAGUCAGUCCGUCGAGAAAGAAACAGUAGAUGUUAUGGGUACAGAUGAAACUAAUCGGGACAAAUGGGGAACGGUACAAAACAGUGAAGCCGAUCAAGGUGGAAAGCAUGUCUCAGAUCAGAGCCAUGCUUCUGCAACUGAAAUUAAACGCACUGGCAGUCAUGCUUCAGCCUCACAGGGGCUUGAUGCCUUGAUGCCGAUAACACGCAAAGAUGCGAUGAAGGUGUUGGAAGAAAUCAACCGCAAUUUGUUGGUGUCAGAUGAACACAUAACAGAGAAGGAUGUCGAAGAGUUGUUCUUUUCGUCUGGGGCAACAGAUUUAGACUGGGAGAAAGCUAAAGCUGUAUUGACCUUUGUUAUGGAGAGGAAAGAGAUUGGAGCUACUAUGAAGGAGUUAAGGAAAAAUUUCUGUAAGCCCAAAUCUUUGAUGUCAUUGGCUGAGGUCCUGGCAUUAUUGACCAAGUCCCAGGCAUUGUAUCGUUCAGGUGUGACAACUGUGCAUUACAUAUAUCACAUGUUCAUGAAACCAUGGCUGGUCCAUUCGUACAAACUGUUGCGACUGGAACGUGAGAAACAGCCGGUCGCCCCACAGCUCGCCAUGAUGAAGAUGGCUGCUCAAGACAGCCAGGAUUGUCCUGAGAAGCAGUCUGAGAAGACGCAUGAGAGGAUACGCACUUGGAGACGUCGAAAAUUGUUUGCUGCCGCUCGGGAAGUUGAACGAGCUGUGCAGACCCUGCAUUUAAGUGGAUCGGAGAAGAUACAUGUGGCGAUCAGACCGUGGGUUCGAGUUGAUGGAUCUCUCAACAGGCGGGUCCUUGAUCGCAUGCUGGGGUCAGUUCUAGGUCGUUCCAUGUACACACCUGGAAUCUCAAUCAAAGGCAUAGCAGAGCACUUCAGUCCAGCACUGCAGCCCUACCAAGUGAGGGAACUAAUUGAGGUUCUGCAAAUGCUGGGAUGUGUGAAGCUGUCAGUGGUGAAGAAAUCGUGUAGGACGACACUUUUCUCAAAACCAUCUACUGUGAAUUUAAGUCCUGCAGAUGGGACAGAAGAUGAAGCAAAAAUUAUUCUGGAGCCACAACCAGAUGCUGUUUUAAGGCUGGGUCAGUUUAUUGGUGAUAAAGUGUAUCAGCGUGACUUUCUGAGUUCAUAAUAAAUAAUAUUGUGUUAUAAAUUUAUUGUAUGAUUGUUAUAAUUGUAUUUUAACAUUCAGAAGAUGUGUGAUCAAUGUAAAUAGUUCAUGUAAACAAAUUUUGUGAAAUUUAUUUUUGUGGCAUUUGUUCCAAGUUUUUCAGAUCAAGUGGAAGGUACUUGACCUUAAAACUGUGUAGCAAUAAACAGCACUGAAAGUUUGAAAUAGAAUAAUAUGCACAAUGUUAUGCCAUUAAUGUUGUUUAUAAAUAUAAGUAAUUCACUUGUAUGAUA